AUGGAGAUGCGCCUCGUUCUCGUGGCGAUCUGCCUCCUUCUCGUUACCCCCAUCGCCGGCUCUUUCUGGACCGUUGGAAAUCAGGUGGUGAUGGAUCCGAUGCUCAUCUGCAAAAAGACCAGGAGACUGAAGGGCAAGAUGGCGGACAUCUGUCGCAAGGAGCCCUCGCUGCUCAAGGAAAUCGCGAGAGGCGUUCAGGUGGGGACGAAAGAGUGUCAGUACCAGUUUCGAAAUCGCAGAUGGAACUGCACCACCAUCAGGAGGUCUCUCAGGAAGAUCCUCUUACGCGAUACCAGGGAGACGGGUUUCGUGAACGCCAUCACCGCAGCGGGGGUAACCUACGCGGUGACCAGAGCCUGCACCAUGGGCCACCUGGUCGAGUGUUCGUGCGACAAGAUGACGUCGAAAGGUCAUCGGCUCGGGAAACUCACCCGGACCGUGGAAUCGGCCAAGAGCUUGCCAACGGAGGGUGACUGGGAAUGGGGUGGCUGCGGCGACAACGUGAAGUUCGGCUUCAAGAAGUCGCGGGACUUCAUGGACGCUCCGUACCGGAAACGCAGCGAUAUCAAGACGCUGGUGAAGCUGCACAACAACAACGCCGGUCGUCUGGCCAUCAGGGACUUUAUGAGCACGGAGUGCAAGUGUCACGGCCUGUCGGGAUCGUGCACCGUGCGAACCUGCUGGCGGAAAAUGCCGCCGUUCCGCGACGUGGGGAACCGGCUGAAAGAGUCGUUCGACGGCGCGGCCAAGGUGAUACCGAGCAACGACGGGCACAGCUUCAUCACCGAGGGUCCGACCAUCAAACCGCCGGACAGAUUCGAUCUGAUUUACAGCGAGGACUCGCCGGACUUCUGCAAGCCGAACAGAAAAACGGGCUCGCUGGGCACGCAGGGACGCCGGUGCAACUCCACCAGUCAGGGAGUGGACGGAUGCGAGCUUCUGUGCUGCGGCAGGGGCUACGACACCAGGGUCGUGAAGGAGAAGAUCAGCUGCGAAUGUAGGUUCCGCUGGUGCUGCGAGGUAACUUGCAACACCUGUCUGGAUAAGAAAACGAUCAACACGUGUCGUUAA
This is a messenger RNA of Eufriesea mexicana, 1071 nucleotides long. RefSeq names its product protein Wnt-6. The record is from RefSeq and is a predicted model, not a curated record. Gene Ontology annotation, molecular function: frizzled binding; cytokine activity. Gene Ontology annotation, cellular component: extracellular region. Lineage: Eukaryota; Metazoa; Arthropoda; Insecta; Hymenoptera; Apidae. Bases 1 to 1071 code for a protein of 356 amino acids. Gene Ontology annotation, biological process: neuron differentiation; cell fate commitment; canonical Wnt signaling pathway. The transcript has 6 exons.